AUGCUCAGCAUUCCAUCUCUGGGGCGCUAUGCCGCCGCGCUGGGCUUUGGUUCGGUGCUCCUCGCCCAGGGGACUCAUGCCCAGUCCACCUCAGGCGUCACGGUCGAUGGCACAGACUUCGCCCUGAACGGCGACAAGGUCUCGUACCGCUUCCACGUCGACAAUGCCACCGGUGACCUGAUCGGAGACCACUUCGGCGGCUCGGCCUACGAGACAGUGGCCCUGCCGGAGCCAGAGGUCAACGGCUGGGUCGGUAUGCCCGGACGGGUGAGGCGCGAGUUCCCAGACCUCGGCCGUGGUGAUUUCAGGAUCCCUGCCGUCCGCGUCCGCCAGAGUGCGGGAUACACCGUCAGCGACCUCCAAUACCAGUCGCACACCGUCGUCCCCGGCAAGCCGGAGCUCCCGGGCCUGCCCUCGACCUUUGGCAGCGAGGAGGACGUGUCUACCGUUGUGAUUCACCUUUAUGACAACUACUCCUCCAUCGCGGCAAAUCUCACGUACUCCAUCUUCCCCAAGUACGAUGCCGUUGUCAGGAGCGUGAGUCUCACGAACCUGGGAGAGGGCAACAUCACUGUCGAGAGGUUGGCUAGCUUCAGCGUUGAUCUCCCGUACACCGACCUGGACAUGAUCGAGCUCCGUGGAGACUGGGCGAGAGAGGCCAUGAGGCUCAGGAGAUCAGUCGAAUACGGCGUUCAAGGAUUUGGUAGCACCACUGGAUACUCAUCUCACUUGCACAACCCUUUCCUCGCCCUGGCCACACCAAGCACCACAGAGUCCCAGGGAGAGGCAUGGGGCUUCUCUCUGGUCUACACGGGCUCAUUCCAGGUGGACGUCGAGAAGGGCUCCCAGGGUUUCACGCGUGCGCAGCUCGGAUUCAACCCUUACCACCUUUCAUGGAACCUCGGACCUGGCGAGAGCCUCACAUCGCCCGAGACGGUGGCCAUUUACUCCAACACCGGAGUUGGUGGUCUGUCACGCGCCUACCAUCGUCUGUUCCGCAACCAUCUCAUCAAGAGCGACUUCAAGACCGAGACACGCCCGGUCCUGCUGAACUCCUGGGAGGGCCUCUACUUCGACUACAACCAGAGCACCGUCUACACGCUUGCCCAGGAAGCCGCCGACCUUGGCGUCAAGCUGUUCGUGCUGGACGAUGGGUGGUUUGGAGAGGAAUACCCACGGGUGGAUGAUGAUGGCGGUCUUGGUGACUGGGAAGUCAACACAGAGCGGUUCCCGAGCGGCUCCCUCGCCCCGCUUGUCGACCAGGUCACGCAGCUCCAGGCGGCCAACUCGACGACAAACCUGCAGUUCGGGCUCUGGUUCGAGCCCGAGAUGGUCAACCCCAACUCGACGCUGUACCACGAGCACCCGGACUGGGUGCUGAGCGCCGGCAGCUACCCGCGCACGCUGCGCCGCAACCAGCUGGUCCUAAACCUCGCCAUGACCGAGGUGCAGGACUUCGUCAUCGAGUCCGUGGCCAACAUCCUCAGCAACGCCUCCAUCACGUACGUCAAGUGGGACAACAACCGCGGCUUCCACGAGACCCCCUACGACGGUGUCGACCACGCCUACAUGCUCGGCAUGUACCGCGUCUUCGACACGCUGACCACGCGCUUCCCCGAGGUGCUGUGGGAGGGCUGCGCCAGCGGCGGCGGGCGCUUCGACCCGGGUGUCCUGCAGUACUUCCCGCAGAUCUGGACGAGCGACAACACCGACGCCCUGGAGCGCAUCUUCAUCCAGUUCGGGACGAGUCUCGUCUAUCCACCCUCCGCCAUGGGCGCCCACGUCAGUGCGGUCCCCAACCACCAGACCCAGCGCACCACCCCGAUCGCCUUCCGCGCCCACGUCGCCAUGAUGGGCGGCAGCUUCGGGCUCGAGCUCAACCCGCCCGAGAUCGCCGAGGAGGACCGCGAGCAGCUGCCGGGGCUCAUCGCCCUCGCCGAGCGCGUCAACCCCCUCGUCAUCAACGGCGACCUCUGGCGCCUGCAGCUGCCCGAGGACUCCAACUGGCCCGCCGCCCUGUUCAUCUCCGAGGACGGCGCCGAGGCCGUCCUGUUCUACUUCCAGGUCCGCUCCGUCUGGAACCAGGCACUGCCCUUCAUCCGCCUCCAGGGCCUCGACCCUGCGGCUACCUACUCCGUUGAGGGGGCUGGUACCUACUCGGGCGCGACGCUCCUGAACGUCGGCCUGCAGUACUCGUUGCUGGGCGAUUAUAAUAGCACCGUGGUUUUUAUUAACCGCGUCUAA
This is a messenger RNA of Diaporthe citri, 2244 nucleotides long. RefSeq lists its product as uncharacterized. Lineage: Eukaryota; Fungi; Ascomycota; Sordariomycetes; Diaporthales; Diaporthaceae. The coding region runs from base 1 to 2244 and encodes 747 amino acids. Gene Ontology annotation, biological process: carbohydrate catabolic process. Gene Ontology annotation, molecular function: alpha-galactosidase activity. The record is from RefSeq and is a predicted model, not a curated record. The transcript has 3 exons.